Messenger RNA from Lodderomyces beijingensis, 1632 nucleotides. The record is from the annotation of a GenBank genome assembly. Lineage: Eukaryota; Fungi; Ascomycota; Pichiomycetes; Serinales; Debaryomycetaceae.
AUGGCAUCUUUGGAACGUGCUCCAUUGGAGUUGUUACAAUACAUCAUAUACAAGCACCUCAAACGGCUGCUGUCUGAUCCAUUUGAAUACCAAUCCACGCUUGCAAGAAUAGCACCGGCAUCUGCGCUUAUGCGCCACAUUUCAACUGAAAUCUUAUACAGAGACAUCACGAUUUACAACGACGACAACAACAGCAUUCUCGAGCAACAAGGAGACCGCACUUUUAUCCACAUCUCCCACUUGACCCAAUUUGUCCACUGUUUGACCUUGGACAAUUUUUUGAAGAUCAGGUCGAUCCACAUCCACUGCAGGUCCAAUUUCAACAAGUUUGAGUACUCGGAGUUGUACAACAAGUUGUUGCAUUUCUGGACGAGACGCCAGCAUUGCAUCGAGUUGAUCAAUUUCGAUAUCGACAAUAUGAGAAAGAAUCAAACCAUCUUGCAGCAAUUGGCCAAGCACAGCUGCGAAGUGGUUGAGGAAAAUGACGAGGUUGACCUUCAACUGAGCUAUGGAAGUAAAGGAAAGAACAAGUUGGCAAAUCUCCUGAACUGGUCAAUCUUGAAUGCCCAGGAGCUCCUGAAUUUGCCCUUGACGAGUCCAAGCUUGAAAACAUUGGACAUUUUCGUUGAGGCUGUCUUUGGCGAUGAAUUUUUGCCCCACCAGCACUUGCAGUUGCAAAAUUUGCAGCAGUUGAACUUGAACACGACUUUGUCGACCCAGUGCUUUCUCCAGUUGAACCUUUGCAUGCCCUCGUUGAAAAAAGUGUCCAUUUCAUACUCGCAUUCUUUUAACAAACCAGCCAUUGAUUUCAAGGACUACCAACGCAUGAUUGAUUUUAACCAGUUGACAGAUUUGGAACUCAAGUUUAAUUGCUUGCACGAUGAUUGCACUUGCAUAAACCAGUUUUAUCACAACCUUGCCCACCAAGCCAACGACGAUAUGACGCCUAAUUUCUCCAAAUUGAAAAAACUCACGAUAAUCAACCACAAUUCCAAAAAUCAAGUGAGCAACCUCCAGCAGUAUGUUUAUCUCAUCUCGAACCAGUUCCCCGCUUUGUUCAACAAGUUCCCAAACUUGGAGUAUUUGUACUUGAAUGUUAAUGAGUUUAUCAAGAAUGACCAGUGUAAGAUAAACUGGGACAAUUUCGUGCAACUGAUCAAGUUGCUUCCAAAUUUACGAGACUUGACGAUUGUCGAUUUUUUCAAAUGGUGGAUCCCUACAAUCCAGCUCACGAGGGCAUCUCUCAUCAACACGUGUGGCUGUGACCAGUGUCAGCUGAUUAGACAGGAGUUUCAAAAGAUGGCUUUACACGACGAAAAGAAUCAUUUCACCCAUAAUUUUACCGACUUUGUCCUGGAGUCUAAUCAUGAACCAGCGCCAUCCCAUUUGGACAUGGCCCGCAAAUGCAACAGCAAGUUUCUUUCUUACUUGUUUACUGCGCAUCAGUCGCAAUUCCACCAGCUGAUCAUUUACUCCAUGUCCACUUUUUACUUCAGGAAAGUAUUUGGUGACGGACACUUGUUGACUCAAUUCCAAGAGUUGUUGAGACACAAUCAAUUGAACAAGUUGGCUCAAAAGUUAAAAGACAAUAACAACAGGUUGGUUAUUAAUUUUGGAGGAGUUUUGGUAUAA